AUGGCAAAUUCGUACUGGUUGAUAGAGGCCGUGGAGCAUUAUGAGGGACUUGACAAUGUGAAGCGAAGAGUGGAACAAGCUGUUCGAUCGAAAGCAAAAAAGAAGCAGCUGUUAAGCAUAAACGACAAAGCUCUUUUGAACAAGCCAGCGGAUGAACGCACAGACGAGGAGAAAAAAUAUAUAUUUCGGAUAAUUGGAGGUUUGAAGUGUUUCAAGCGUUAUCCUAAUCACGUGAAGAAGAAACUGGCCGCAGUAACUUACUACAAGUACUACGGGCCGGGGCGCCCGAUCGUCCGUCAGCACCACGACGCGCACGCAAUGUACUUCAUCGUGAACGGCGACGUCGUGGUCAGCCAGAUGGUAUACGACGAGCUGCUGCAGAAGCACGUGUCGGUGGACGUCGGCUCUAUGCACCAGGGGGAGAUGUUCGGCGAGGUGUCCCUGCUGCACAACAUCAAGCGAACUGCGACGGUCACGACGGCCGGUCACUGCGAAUUAUUGGUACUGAUGAAGGACGACUUCAAGAACGUUCUCCAGGCUUCCAUACAGAAGCAGUGGGACGAGGUGCGACGCGCUAUGUCCGCCUUUACCUACUUCGACGGGCUAGACGAGGUUGCACGCCGCGAAGGUUGCAUUGUCGCGAAAAUGAAAUCAUACGAAACCAACGAGACCGUGCUGGGCGACGGCGUGGGCGUGCCGAACUUCGUGUAUUUCGUCCUAUCGGGACGCUGUCAGAUGAUCGAGUCAAUACAAGUGACCGUCACCUCGCGUCUCGGCCGCAACUACUACACGCUGUACGAUCCCUACGUCCCGAGAGAGGAGAGCGAGCAAGACCUGGACACGAAGUACUUCGGCGCAUACGGGAAGGCCGACCGGAGCAGCGUCGCUAAGCGCGGAAGCUCUGACGGAGAGCAGACGGCGUUAAAGCGGCCAACGAACGAGACCAGCGUUGGCAGCGCGAGACAACAGAGCGUGCUGAAGAACAGGUCCAGCGUUUCGAGGCCGGAGGGCGCGCACGCCUCCUUCGAGGGCAAAGAGGGCCCGAGCUCCGUGUCGGCGGCGAGGUCGCAGGACCUCCUGGAGCCCUCCGAAGGCCAGAUGCGAGAGUCUGUCAGGAUGAGCUUGGUACCCGAGGUGAUUCAGCCGCCACAGAACCUUCGCACUUACUUCAUGCAGGUGUGCCAAUUCAACCCCGGCUCCAGUUUCGGCUUCGGCGAGAACAUGCGCGAUAGGAGGAUCAUUGCCCUCACCCCCGUCGACUGCAUGCUCAUGCCCAAGAUAUGGCUGCUGCAGAGGAACACUGCGAACAUCUGGUCACGGAUCCAGCACUACCUGGAAAAGAAGAUACCGUCGAAGAGGCAGCUGUUCAAGGAGUUUGUGUCGGCGCGACGCUGGCAAGAGUUCCGUGACCGGACCGUCGCCGACGUGGUCUCUCGUACUAACACCGUCAACUGGACAACGGUACACGAUGUGCCGUAUUCGAUACGAAUGGAGGAAAUGCUCGACAUA
This is a messenger RNA of Iphiclides podalirius (scarce swallowtail), 1509 nucleotides long. The record is from the annotation of a GenBank genome assembly. NCBI's taxonomy places the organism in Eukaryota, Metazoa, Arthropoda, Insecta, Lepidoptera, Papilionidae.